This is a messenger RNA of Cercocebus atys (sooty mangabey), 1620 nucleotides long. RefSeq names its product zinc finger protein 280A (gene ZNF280A). Gene Ontology annotation, molecular function: DNA-binding transcription factor activity, RNA polymerase II-specific; RNA polymerase II cis-regulatory region sequence-specific DNA binding. The record is from RefSeq and is a predicted model, not a curated record. NCBI's taxonomy places the organism in Eukaryota, Metazoa, Chordata, Mammalia, Primates, Cercopithecidae. The annotation marks the transcript as partial. The transcript has a single exon. Gene Ontology annotation, biological process: regulation of DNA-templated transcription.
AUGGGAGAUGUCUUUUUGUGUAAGGAAGUGGAAUCACCAAAGAAGAAUUUGAGAGAAUCCAAAGAAAGCGACAAAGAUGAUGAAGAUCCAGAUCUGAUCUUUGUUGGGGUGGAACAUGUACAUAAAGAUGCUGAAAUUCUCUUUGUCGGGAUGAUUUCAAAUUCAAAACCAGUCGUUUCAAACAUUUUGAACAGAGUCACCCCAGGCUCAAAUUCAAGAAGAAGAAAAGGCCACUUCCGUCAAGAUCCUGCUCACGUGUGGCAACCUGCAAAUCAUGUGACCUCUAUGGCAAAAACCAUCAGGCCAGUUUCUCCAUCUGAGGGGAGAUCUACAGAUAGUCCUGUCACUACGAUGUCUUCACCUGAACCUGCUUAUAAAAUGGGCUCACCACACGUUGUUUCUCCCAAUUCCUCAGAUUCUCUCCCUCCAGGGACUCAGCAUCUAGUUGGAGCUAUGUUCCCUGGAGGAGGCAGAAGUGAGAGUUCUCCUGAUUCCAAGCGACUUUCCACUUCAGAUAUAAACAGCAGAAAUUCCAAAAGGGUUAAACUCAGGGAUGAAAUCCCAGGGGUACAUUCUUUAGCUGUGGUCCCUUCAGAUAGCUCUUCUAUAAUAAGCACAAAUACACCCUCACAGGGGGUCUGCAACUCAUCAAACCACGUUCAGAAUGGAGCAACAUUUCCUUGGGCUGAUGCUAAUGGAACAGCACAUUUCAAUCUUAGGAAUCCAGAGAGAGCAAAUGGGUCUGAUGGCCUGGUAAUAACAGACAUUUCAAGUCUAGCAAGUCAAAAGAAGACCUUUGAUCCCAGGAAAGAAAAUCCCAUCGUGUUACUUAGCGACUUUUACUAUGGACAGCAUAAAGGAGAUGGGCAGCCAGAACAGAAGACUCACACCACCUUUAAAUGCCUCAGUUGCGUGAAAGUUCUAAAAAAUAUUAAGUUUAUGAAUCACAUGAAGCAUCAUUUGGAGUUUGAGAAGCAGAGGAACGACAGUUGGGAAGACCACACCACCUGCCAGCACUGCCACCGGCAGUUUCCCACUCCCUUCCAGCUACAGUGUCACAUUGACAGUGUGCACAUCGCCAUGGGGCCCUCUGCUGUCUGUAAGAUCUGUGAAUUGUCAUUCGAAACAGAUCAGGUCCUCUUACAACACAUGAAGGACCAUCAUAAGCCUGGCGAAAUGCCCUAUGUGUGCCAGGUUUGCCAUUACAGAUCGUCGGUCUUUGCUGAUGUGGAAACACAUUUUAGAACGUGCCAUGAAAACACAAAGUAUUUGCUUUGUCUGUUUUGUCUCAAACUUUUCAAAACUGCGAUACCAUACAUGAAUCAUUGCUGGAGGCACAGCAGAAGGAGAGUCCUUCGAUGUUCCAAGUGCCGACUACAGUUUUUGACGUUGAAGGAGGAAACAGAGCACAAAACCAAGAACCAUCAAACAUUUAAAAAGCCGGAGCAACUGCAAGGGUUGCCUCGUGAAACGAAAGUUAUUAUUCAGGCUUCAGUUCAGCCAGGAUCAAGUGGUGUGGCUUCCAUUAUUGUGAGUGACACUGACCCUCCGCCUUCACCUGUAAAAACUAAAACGAUGGCUAUGAACACUGGAGAUUCCAGACUCCCUUGCAGCAAGGAU